AUGGCGAUCAUGAACGGACGUUCGAUUAGCUUCUCCUGGGAGGAAAAGAAAGACUACGCCGGCGCCUUCGUCUCGGUGUGCAGCAUCGGCCUGCUCCUCAUGGUCAUCCUCCUGCCCCUGUCCUUCUCCUACGUCGAGUACCACCAGUACGGCCUGAAGCAGCGCAAGUCCACGGGCACGGUCGAUGUCACCAAGGUGUACGACUCCGGACGCUACGCCAUCGGCCCGGACUACAAGUUCCUCACGUAUCAGGCGGACGCGCACGUCCUGGAUCUCGACGAGCUGUCAGUGUUCUCCGCUUCCGGCGGCGACAACAGCAUCGGCCUCGAGUUCGUGCUGGACGUUCACCUGACGUACACGCUGCAGAAGGACAAGAUCGGCGAGAUGCACAAGUCCAUGGCCACGUCGUACAGGACCAUCAUCGCCAGCCGCGCCAAGGAUGCCAUCAAGAACAGGGCAUCCAUCGACAUCUCCUUCACGGACUUUUUCGAGAACCGCGAGAACGUGGAGUCCGUUCUGCGGGCGGCGGUGAUCACACGAUGGGCCGAAGCUCCCGCGCUCCCGGCGGUGCUGGAUCAGUUUCACAUCGGUCGGAUCAAGAUCCCGGAGAACGUCGCCCGGAAGCAGCUGGAGACCAAGCUGCAGAACGAGCGCAACGACAAGGAGACGUCCCUGCAGAAGGCGCUGGUGGAGCGCGAGCUGACCAAGGUUGAGGUCGGCAAGAUUCUGAACGAGAAGGAGAAGACGCUGCGCUCUGCGGAGGCGGAGGCGACGAGGAUCAAGGCGAAGGCCGUCUCAGACGCGCAGAAGACCGUCCUCGAGGCCCAGUCCACGGGUCUCAAGCUCCUCACAGGGUCUAGCGGACUCGACAUCUCGAACUCGGGAUACACCGAUCAGCAAAAAGACAAGCUCAAGGUUCAGCUGGACUACAUCAGGGCGCUGAGGAACCGCAAGAACGCCACGAACAUCGACAUCAGCUUCUUGAACGGCGGCGUCAAGACCUUUUAGGUAGUCUACCUAAAAAUCUGUGUAACAGUACGCAUGUUAAUCACAUU
Micromonas commoda is the source of this 1055-nucleotide messenger RNA. RefSeq lists its product with no specific name. NCBI's taxonomy places the organism in Eukaryota, Viridiplantae, Chlorophyta, Mamiellophyceae, Mamiellales, Mamiellaceae. The record is from RefSeq and is a predicted model, not a curated record. The coding region runs from base 1 to 1008 and encodes 335 amino acids. The transcript has a single exon.